Molecule: messenger RNA, 879 nt
Organism: Emiliania huxleyi CCMP1516
Lineage: Eukaryota; Haptophyta; Isochrysidales; Noelaerhabdaceae
Product: putative cytidylyltransferase
Exons: 3
Coding region: 1-879 (292 amino acids)
Cellular component (GO): nucleus; cytoplasm
Molecular function (GO): nicotinamide-nucleotide adenylyltransferase activity; ATP hydrolysis activity
Source: RefSeq, a predicted model, not a curated record
AUGCAAAGGCUGCUCGCUCGCAGGCUCUCCGUCUUAGCCAUGGCCGGCACCGGUUCUUCCGCCAGCGCGCUGCCGCAGCUGGAGCGCUUCGAGAGGGCGCUCUCGUCGGUCGACAUCGCCGUCGAGCCGAGGGUGCAGCUCGUGCCGCCGGCUGUCGGUGGCGGUGAGUGGCCCUUGCCGCUGGACGAGUCGGUCGCCGUGCUCGACUCGUCCUUCAACCCGCCGACGUGCGCGCACGUCCACCUGCUCCGCUCCGCCGCCGCUCGCUUCGGCGUCCGCCGGCGGAUGCUGCUCCUCGCAAAGCAGAAUGCGGACAAGCCGGUUGUUGGCGCGAGCCUGCCUCACCGGCUGCAGAUGAUGGAGCUGCUCGCGCGCGAGGAGGUGGAGGGCAGCACGGUCUGCGGCGUGACGGCGCACCCGCUCUUUGUCGACAAGGCGCGCGCCCUCCGCGCGCUGUGCGGACCGGACGCCACCAUCUUUCUGCUGGUCGGGUACGACACGUGGGAGCGUGUGGUCGACCCUAAGUACUACCCGGAGGGGCGGAGGGACGACGCGCUGCGCUCCCUCUUCGGCACGGUGGUUGUCACCUCGCGCGACUCGGCGAGCGCGUCGACGAUGGCCCCCGGCCUCAGCGCCGAAGGGCAGGCGAGCCGCGAGGGAAGCUGGCCCCGUGAGAGAGCCGCGGCUGCGGUGAGGAGCGGGCUGCCCGCCGAGGUGACGCACGGGCGGCUCCACUUCAUGCCAAACGACGAGGCCCUCGCCGCCGUCUCGUCGAGCGCCGCGCGCGGAGCCCUCGCCGGCGACGAUCCGGCCGCCGCUGCAGAGGUGCUCCCCGAUUGCAUACGCGCGUACGCAAAGGAGCACGGCUUGUACGAGUAG